AUGGAUCAGCAGCUGAGUCUAUCGGACUCCUGUAGGCUUCAACGAAGCAUAGCGGCUGAGAAGCAAGCCGUGAAGGCUCGGAUAGCGUAUUUCAAGAGGGAGGAGAGUAAAAUAUGGCGGAACUUGGACGAGGUCAGACGGAAAGCCAAGAAGCUCGAGGAAGGCCGCGAGUUGGCUGAGCAGAAAAAGCAAAGUCUCAUCCAGCUCGAACGGGUGCGGAAGCGGCGAGAGGCAGAGAACUCUAGACGGGCCCUCGAGAUCAAGACGAGUCUAGAUACCAUCAAAGAGCAGCAUCUCAAGAACAAGGCAUGCACUUUGGCAGCAAAGAGGGAGGCCACACGGGAAGCUAGGAAGGAGAGGGCGGAAAUCAUACGAAUGAAGCACCUGGAGCAGGCUCGGGAAGUAGCUGCCAAGUCCGAGAGAGCUGUGGCGAUCCACCGCGCGUCGCUUGAGGCUAAGUUGCAGGCGAAAGCGGAGAAAGAGAAAAAACAGCGUAUGGUCCGAGAGGAAGCUCAGCGGAAACGAGCUGCUGUCCUGGCUCGGGCCCAAGCUGAUAAGGCUGAGCUGGCUGCUUUAGAGGAGGAGGAGAUGCGGUGUUUGCAGCGACUUCAGCACUCUAGGAUGCUAUCGCAAGCCUCGUUACAGUGCUUGGAGGCUCCACAGGGUCAGAGCAGCUCGUUGCGUACGAUGAUGGGCUCACGAGGGGCAGGGGCCCUGCUGGAGGGAGAGGGCCUGUCUUGGUCACCUAGCAAGAGUGAGGAGGGCUAUCAUAUUACAGUGGUCCGUGAGGUUGGCAAUGUGCAGAGCGAUGGCGAUAAAGGCGGCAACUAUCGGGAGCGUCCUGGUAGGCCUCCUCGAGGGAGCAAGCACCAGGAAGAUCAGCCGAGUUUGUCCACUGUAGAUGGUCUUGGGGUGGCGGUGGAGUCGGACGAUGAGGGCCCUCCCUUGCUGGGUGGUACGGAUAGCAGUAUUGACAGACACCAUAGAGGUGGUUCUCAUAUAACGCCCACGGGGGAGAGAGCGGGGAGUAGCGGCUGA
Messenger RNA from Perkinsus marinus ATCC 50983, 1038 nucleotides. RefSeq lists its product as hypothetical. The transcript has 11 exons. The coding region runs from base 1 to 1038 and encodes 345 amino acids. The record is from RefSeq and is a predicted model, not a curated record. Lineage: Eukaryota; Perkinsozoa; Perkinsida; Perkinsidae.